CUGCUACCACGCGGCUUCUUUUUGCGAUCGACCACAGCGCCCCGCAGAUAUAUUCUCAUUCCCCCGUCCGUCUCUUUUCCUAAAUCCCUCUUCAGUUUCCUUCCUAUCGAAGAUCCAAACCCACUUCCGCGAUUUCUGAUCACGAUCGCCGGACGGACCAUGUCGAUGCUCGACGCCUUCUUCAGCAACAAGGGAUUCAAAGCUGCCAAAUGUAAAACUCUGCUGAAGCUGACGAUACCACGGAUUAAGCUGCUGAGGAACAGAAGAGAGAUUCAGAUUAGGCAAAUGCGUCGUGAUAUUGCUAAGCUUCUCGAGAAUGGCCAGGAAGCUACUGCUCGUAUUCGGGUUGAGCAUAUAAUCAGAGAAGAGAACAUGAUGGCGGCUCAAGAGGUCUUGGAGCUCUUCUGCGAACUGAUUGCUGUUCGUCUACCCAUCAUUGAAGCACAAAGGGAAUGUCCUCUAGAUUUGAAAGAAGCAAUCUCCACUGUCUGCUUUGCUGCACCUAGAUGUGCCGACCUGCCAGAAUUGCUGCAGGCUCAAAUGCUGUUUGCGUCCAAAUAUGGAAAAGAUUUUGUAACUGCUGCAACUGAACUCAUGCCAGAUUGUGGGGUUAAUCGCCAGAUAGUAGAGCUCCUAUCUGUUCGUGCGCCUUCAGUGGACAAAAAACUGAAGCUUCUUAAGGAAAUUGCUGAAGAACACGAGCUAGUCUGGGACCCAGCUGGGUCGGAAGCUGAACUAUCAAAGCCGCACGAAGAUUUGCUGAAUGGCCCUGCACAGUUUGUUAGCGAGUCUAAGCUGCCUCCUCCGGACGAGAAGCAUGACGAAGCAUUGAGUUCUAAUUCCGUGGGUGCUACAUAUGAACAACCUGACACUGACUCCAGUGCUGAUGAGCUAGAUUUCCCUGAAGUCCCCAAGGUCGUAUUAAGGCCUAAUGCAGCUCCUGCUGCCUCCGCACCAGAUAUGACCCUACCUACAGAACCCACUCUACAUACAGAAUCCAUGGAUCGGGAUAUGUCUUCAGACAGUCUGCUACAUGGCUCUCAUUCCAAACAUGAACUCAUAUUCGAAGAACUGCCAAAGGAGUCCAAGAAUCAAUUUCUCGAUUACUCAGAGGAUGCUUCCCAGGAGAAACAGUUUUUGCCUUUCAUCACACCUCCACAGACAUCAUAUGCAAGUGCACCUGCAAGACAGUAUAGUUCUCCACCGUCCACCUCAAACCCCAAGAAUAUGUCCGACAUCGAUCUGCACGAUAUCUUAGUUUCAGCGCAGGCAGCUGCAGAUUCCGCUGAGCGAGCAGCAGCAGCAGCCCGCUCAGCUGCAACGAUUGCACAGGCAAAGAUCAAGGAGCUAGCCAAGGUCAACAGCGACAAGUCACUUGAUCUUGAAUCUGAUAAUCCGUUCAACACUGAGCUUCAUGAUCAGUCUGCUGCUUUGGGAAACCUAAACCUCGAUCAUCAACGCUCUUCUCUCGAUCUCAAUGGUGCGGUGUUUGAUUCUCCCAGGGAUCACAGAGAUUCGCCUGGUCCUCAGCUGCAGCGAAUCACGUCUAUCGACGAGGACCCUUACUUCUCAUACCCUAACUUGUUUGGGAACCACAGCUCGAGUCAUGGAUCACCAUCUGCCCAAUUUGUUUCGGACAGCUCGAGAUCGCCACAUUAACUCGUUCUGAGCUCUCCGAGGUAUUUGAGGAUACAGUUGUGUCUUGCUGGUUUAGCUAUUUCACCUGCAGUAGUACAUCUGUGAUUAUGCGGCUGUAGUUCUCUCCUCCCCUUUUCGCCUGUAAAGCAGUCCCACAGCUCAAAGAAUCUCGUAUCAUCUGCUUUUAUGAUGAGUAUAGCUUUUGUUGAACUCCAGAACUCAGUUGUUGACACAACUAUCAUGGCGUUUGUUUUAUUUGUUUGAGCGGGAUUUGGGUUGGUUAGGGUAAGGUUAUAGGGAUUUGUACAGAAGUUGGUUGCUUGUGUCAGCUUGUUGCCUCCUGUUAAAAACGUCUCCAAUAAACCUCAUCCAUUUUUCCAGCUGUUUUAUAGCAGAAGCUGGCAUGUUCUAGUUUGAUACAAAAUCGAAUAUUAUGAUAAUUACCGAAUUAGAAAUAUAUGGAAAAUGAGGAUUAAAAUCGGAU
Messenger RNA from Linum tenue, 2122 nucleotides. Lineage: Eukaryota; Viridiplantae; Streptophyta; Magnoliopsida; Malpighiales; Linaceae. The record is from the annotation of a GenBank genome assembly.